Messenger RNA from Parnassius mnemosyne (clouded apollo), 930 nucleotides. NCBI's taxonomy places the organism in Eukaryota, Metazoa, Arthropoda, Insecta, Lepidoptera, Papilionidae. The record is from the annotation of a GenBank genome assembly.
AUGUUUCAUCAAAAACUCCUUCAAACAAUUUUGAAAAGUUUGAUUUGGAUAAACUGUUUUAUUUAUUUUGGAACAAGUCUCCAAAUACAAAAGAUAAAUAAUCCAUUUGAUGUACAAAUUGCAAAGAAGCUGACUAAAUUCCUUGAUGGUAAGACAAAACAAGUAAUAAGAAUUACACAUCAAAACAGAGAGCAAAAAGAACCAAUUAAAGAGAAUGUCGUCGAAAACACAAUCGAAAAGAGCUAUCAUUUAAAUGACCUUAAGGACAAUCAUCAAACUUUAAAUGGCUUAAAUAGAAUAUUGGUGAAGAGGAUUGUUCCACACGGUUCAGAAACUCCCAAUUUUGUAUAUGAUUUUAAACAUAGGACUUACUAUAAGCCAUUGAAAAGAAUUCACAAAAAUAUAAAGGCAUUAGACGUUCAUAAUAAAACUAACAAACACAGUGUUAGCAAUAACUAUUUACAUUUUAUCACCUCAAAAAAUAAAAGAAAUAAACUUAAUAAUUUUAAAUCGAACAGUCUUAAAUACUACAAUGAAUAUCUCUUACAACCAUUCAAAUACAAAUCAGGAAAACUGUACCCGAAGAGUUCCACACAAGAAAUUGAAGUGAUAACCAAACGGCUGAAAACACUACUGAGUGUUUUAAACUUAAAUAAAAUUGUUAUUACGGAACCACAGUCUAUAACUGAUGAUGAUACUCUUAGAACUAAAUAUCAAAAGUCUGGCGAAAUCAAUGACCCUUUGUCACCGGGGAAGUCAUUUCAAAACGGAUUAAACGGAAUUGAAACAACAACGGAAAGAAAGAAAGUAUGGAUACCGUAUUACCCGCCAUGGAAUUACUGGACGUACAAGAAAUCGAUCUAUCAGGACGAAUGCCCCGAUGGGCAGGUAGCGAUAGGAGGAAUGUGCAUAAGGACCCCACCUCAUUAA